Molecule: messenger RNA, 696 nt
Organism: Malassezia vespertilionis
Lineage: Eukaryota; Fungi; Basidiomycota; Malasseziomycetes; Malasseziales; Malasseziaceae
Exons: 3
Coding region: 1-696 (231 amino acids)
Cellular component (GO): nucleus
Source: RefSeq, a predicted model, not a curated record
AUGUCGUGCGAUGGCGAAACGACGUCGUUGGACAGGCAGAUUGCGGAGCCAGAUGCGGGCGCAUUAUCCGGUGCAUCCGGUGAUGGCAUCAAUUUGUACCCUUACAUCCACCGCGACCAAGUAUUUGGUUUGAACGUCGAGCCGCCAGAGUCGGCGAAAGUGCCAAUCAAGCCGUGGGACGCGCGUCUGUCGCUGGAUACAUGUGCAGAAAGUGGCGUAGACGACCAGAUGAUUAUUACGAUUCCAUUUACCGUGCCCGUGCGCAUCCAAAGCAUCCUACUCAAUCCAGGGCUUGGGGAUUUUGCACCCAGUCGAUGCACCGCGUUUGUCAACCGACCGCAUGGGAUCGACUUUGACGAUGUCGCGCAAGCUACAGAGGGUGAUAUGCGGCUGGGGCCGCCAACCAGUGGGCGAGCACAGGCGGAUUUUGCGCUCUUACCCGGGGCUGCCGGCGUCACUGCAUACCCUGUGGGCGCGUCGCGCUUCUCGAACACGAAUAGCGUGAGUCUGAUGCUGUCGGAUUCAGCGACGCAGCAGAGCUCGCACAUUUUCUACAUUGGGUUUAUCGGCAAGGCGCUCGAUGUGAAAAAAGACAGUACGCCGCAAAAUAACGUCGCCGCUGCAGAUUCAUCGACACAUAGUGUGGACGGGAUAGCAGACAAGUACGGCGCAGCAUCUACACCGAGUGUGCGAUAG